Molecule: messenger RNA, 1463 nt
Organism: Fundulus heteroclitus (mummichog)
Lineage: Eukaryota; Metazoa; Chordata; Actinopteri; Cyprinodontiformes; Fundulidae
Gene: tpk1
Product: thiamin pyrophosphokinase 1
Exons: 9
Coding region: 193-951 (252 amino acids)
Biological process (GO): thiamine diphosphate biosynthetic process; thiamine metabolic process
Molecular function (GO): ATP binding; thiamine binding; thiamine diphosphokinase activity
Source: RefSeq, a predicted model, not a curated record
AGCCUUGCUGCGCGCAGUCGGGAAUGUUAUGUUGGAGCAGCUGGGUUUGUUAGUUUCAUCUAAAUGUGAGGGCGUUAACGCGCAGCCACGUGACAGUUAAAGGACUGCUGCUUGUCAUCGUUUUUUUUAAUUGAGUUCUUAGACUUGAUCUUGCCUGGCUAAGUGAAGACUAGGCUUUUAAGAACCCUGAUCAUGAAUGAGGAGUGGACACCUUUGGACUGCCUGCUGCCUUCAGGCAAACAAAGGAUUUGUCUGAUCAUUCUGAACCAGCCGCUUGAUAAGAACCACCUACACGUCCUCUGGAGUAAAGCUCUCUUGAGGGCAUGUGCGGACGGAGCUGCCAAUCAACUCUACAACAUCACCGCUGGAGAUCGUGACAAGUUUCUUCCCGACUACAUCAGUGGGGAUUUUGAUUCCAUUACAGCAGAGGUUAAAGCUUUCUAUGCAGACAAGGGGUGCAGGCUGAUGGAAACAGCUGACCAGGAUCUAACAGACUACACCAAAUGCCUUGCAAUAAUGCUGGAAGAGAUACGGACGCAAAAGUUGCAGGUGGACACCAUAGUGACACUGGGUGGUCUAGCAGGGAGACUUGACCAGACCAUGGCAUCGGUUGAGACCCUCUUCCAUGCUCUGUCCAUGACACAGCUGCCUGUUCUGAUCAUACAGGAAGCAAGCUUGGCAUACUUACUCAAACCCGGCAACCACAGACUGAGGGUGAACACAGGCCUGGAGGGAGAGUGGUGCAGCCUCAUUCCUGUAGGUGGACCCUGCCAAACAAUCACCACAGGGCUCAAAUGGAACCUGAAUGACCAGGUCCUGCAGUUCGGGAAGCUCGUGAGCACGUCAAACACCUACGAACCCACAGCGCCAGGAAAGCCCAGGAAGCCGGUGACUGUGACCACAGACCAGCCUCUGCUUUGGAGCAUGGGAAUUCUUAUCGAUGGAAAAUAAGACAUUACAGACUGUUCUGUAGAAAAGUGACCACUGUUUCCGCUUUAAAACAAAACAAAAAAAGCCUGUAAGUUGGCUAAGUACUGUUUGUGUUUUAAAGGAAUGCUGAUUUUAUGGAGUGGAUUUACUAAGAAUGUUAAAACUCAAAUGGUUAAAAUCCAUUUGCCUAGUUUGGUUGUAAACCAUUUCCAUAAGAGCACAAUGAACUAGAGCCCACAACGUGCCUUGAACAUUAUCUCCUUUUCAAGGAGUAAAAUAUUUAACAGUAAAUAAAUAAUGCCUAUUUUGCCUUUCAAUAACUGUACUAUUAAACUUCUUAAUGCCAAAAACAACAUUCACAAUAAAGUGACAACGCAAAUCAUGUGUGUUUUCAAUUGUUUUAUUUACACAACAAAAUACAAAUGUUGAGCACAGAAUGUAAAAAUGUUGUCCAUUUAGUUCGGCACCACACCAGUCCAAUAACGAGGUCUGUCCAGAUAUCGACGAGAUUUCCUUUGAUCCAGAUUUAACCA